GUUCUGUCACGCCCCCGCGGUCCGGGCCCUCGCGGUGCAUUCUGGAUGCGGUAGUUUCCGCCGUGUUUGUGGUUGCGUUCAGCGUGAGUGCUGAGGUUCAUAGGUUGGAAUUUAUCGGCCACCAGAAGAUUCCUGCCCUAUCGCCUGGUUCUGGGACUUGUGACUGACAUUGGCUGUCCCUGGAUGGUUGUUUAAUGGAGAGAACUCACCAGACUUCGUUGUAUUAAUAGCCCCAAAAGCAGAUCCUUGAUUUGUCUGUGAGAAAAUGAAAAUCAUCUUUUAAGAAAUUGUGCUUUCGUUCUUUGCCCCUCACGCCCAAUUCCUUAAUUAUGCUGUAGAAGUAGGGGCUUUAUGAACAUCUCUCUAAUUAUAUUUGGUGCUGAUCUCACCGCAUGAUGACUUUCUGUUUCACUGGUAUUCGAAGCCUUCCUAAGCUUUGGAAGAGCAACCCAUACCUUAGCGUAGGCCCAGGACACUCUUAUUUCUCUCUCUUUCUCAAAGACUAUUGUGGCAUCAGGAACCAACAGAAGUGGUUUUCUCUUAAAGCGGUAUCUCCACAAAAUACUAAAGCAGUGAAUCUUCUGAUUGCCAAGGCCAGAUAUCUCAGGAAAGGAGAUGAAGGCAGUAAUAAGCAAGUUUCUUCUGAUUCCCAUCUUUUUGCUGCUGGAGCAGCUAAGAAGAGAUCACAGAUGAAUACUCAUAGGGAAGAUCAUGCCUUGCCACCUGUGAGGAACACUAUUCAACUUCCAACAAGACCUCUGAAUUCAGAAGAGUGGGAUAAAUUCAAGGAAGAUUUCAAAGGAAAGGCUAAUUUUGAAAGUUGGAUCAUUUCACAAAUGGCUGACUGCCAUAGCUCUAUAGAUGUGGCCAAAUCUUUGUUAGCCUGGGUAGCUGCAAAAAACAAUGGUAUUGUAGGCUAUGAUUUGCUGGUCAAGUAUUUGUAUCUCUGCGUCUUUCAUAAACAUAUAUCAGAAGUUAUUGAUGUCUAUGAAAUCAUGAAAGCCAGAUAUAAGAGGUUAGAACCUGGAGGAUAUACUCUUCUCAUCCAAGGAUUAAUCCACUCAGACAGAUGGAAAGAGGCCUUGCUGCUGUUAGAGGAUAUCAAAAAAGUCAUGAUUCCUUCAAAAAAGAACUACAAUGAUUGUAUCGAGGGAGCCCUCCUUCACCAAGAUGUAAACCUAGCGUGGAAUUUGUAUCAGGAAUUGUUGGGUCAUAAUCUUAUUCCUAUGUUGAAAACUUUAAAAGCAUUCUUUGAUUUUGGAAAAAACAUAAAAGAUGAUCAGUAUUCAAACAAGCUACUUGACAUUCUCUUGUAUCUAAGAAAUAAUCAUCUAUAUCCUGGGGAAUCAUUUGCACACAGUAUAAAAACAUGGUUUGAAAGUGUUCCUGGGGAACAAUGGAAAGGACAGUUCACAACAAUCCAGGGAAGUGGUCAGUGUUCGGGCUGUGGAAAAACCAUAGAGUCUAUUCACCUGAGUCCAGAAGAGUAUGAAUUUCUCAAGGAAAAAAUCAUGAGGGAUGUGAUAGAUGGAGGUGAUCAAUACAAAAAGACAACCCCUCAGGAACUUGAGAGAUUUCAGAACUUUGUAAAAUGCUGUCCUCCUUUUGAUAUCGUCAUUGAUGGGCUCAAUGUUGCCAAAACAUUUCCUAAAGCUCGUGAAUCUCAAGUUCUCUUGCAUGUGGUCUCUCAACUAGCCAAGCAGAAUCUGCAGCUGCUGGUCUUGGGCCGAAAGCACAUGCUAACACAGCACUCCAGGUGGAGAAAGGAUGAGAUGAAAAAGGUGCAGAAGCAAGCCAGCUGCUUCUUUGCUGACAACAUCUCGGCAGACGACCCAUUCCUUCUGUAUGCCACGCUGCACUCAGGGAACCACUGCAAGUUUAUCACAAAAGAUCUGAUGCGGGACCACAAGGCCUGUCUACAUGAUGCCAAGACCCAGCGCCUCUUCUUUAAGUGGCAGCAGGGCCAUCAGCUAGCAAUCAUUAAUAGGCUUCCAGGAUCAAAAAUAACCUUUCAGCAUAUCCCCAGUUAUGACACAGUGGUGCAAACAACUGGAGACUCAUGGCACAUACCAUAUGAUGAAGACUUGUUGGAAAGAUAUUCCUAUGAAGUGCCAACCAAAUGGCUGUGCCUUCACCGAAAGACAUAAAGACUAUACCCUAUGCAGAACUUGUGUUUGGGUGCCCUUCUGGUUGGCAUCAGAGCUCUUCAGUCAGUGCUCGCUUAGAGCAUUGCUCCUGUGUGAUCCACUUUGUCCUGUUUGGUCCAGAUGUCAACAAAUUGAGGGUUUUUUUUAAAUUAAAUAAAAUAUAUCUUUUCAUAA
Neofelis nebulosa (Clouded leopard) is the source of this 2321-nucleotide messenger RNA. It is a transcript of the gene PRORP, whose product is annotated as protein only RNase P catalytic subunit. NCBI's taxonomy places the organism in Eukaryota, Metazoa, Chordata, Mammalia, Carnivora, Felidae. Gene Ontology annotation, cellular component: mitochondrial ribonuclease P complex; mitochondrion. The transcript is spliced from 8 exons. Gene Ontology annotation, molecular function: ribonuclease P activity; protein binding. The coding region runs from base 393 to 2147 and encodes 584 amino acids. Gene Ontology annotation, biological process: tRNA 5'-leader removal; mitochondrial tRNA 5'-end processing. The record is from RefSeq and is a predicted model, not a curated record.